Messenger RNA from Vidua macroura (Pin-tailed whydah), 2376 nucleotides. It is a transcript of the gene CDK18, whose product is annotated as cyclin dependent kinase 18. NCBI's taxonomy places the organism in Eukaryota, Metazoa, Chordata, Aves, Passeriformes, Viduidae. Gene Ontology annotation, molecular function: ATP binding; protein kinase activity. Gene Ontology annotation, cellular component: nucleus; cytoplasm. The record is from RefSeq and is a predicted model, not a curated record. The transcript is spliced from 16 exons. The coding region runs from base 295 to 1719 and encodes 474 amino acids. Gene Ontology annotation, biological process: protein phosphorylation.
CUCCAGCUCUCCCGUGCUCCGGCACCGGCACCGAUCCAACCCUCUUCUGCUCCGGCACCGGCUCCAGCAUCCGCCCCGCUCGGGUGCCGGCCCCGCUCCAGCCGCUCUCCGGUGCCGGUCCCGCUCCGGUGCCGGCCCCGCUCCGCUCGCAGCCCGGCCCCGUUCCCGGAGCGGCCCCGCGGCUCCCGCAGCACCGCCCCUGCCCUCCCCGCAGGAAGGAGGAAGGGACACGGCAGGAGGGAGAGCGACCUGCUCGGCGGCCGGGCUCUGCCGUCCCUGGCAGCACGAGGGAAGAUGAACAAGAUGAAAAACUUCAAGAGGAGGUUUUCGCUCUCGGUGCCGCGCACGGAGACCAUCGAGGAGUCUCUGACGGAGUUCACGGAGCAGUUCAACCAGCUCAACAACCAGAGGAACGAAGACCUGGCUCAGGGACACCUGCAGCUGGCACAGCUGGGCAGGGAGGUGGCAGCUGACGGCAGCCCCGCGUCCCCGCCGGAGGGGCAGGGCCGGUCCCCGGUGGCCGCCGUGCGCUACCGCAACCACGGCCAGCGCCGCUUCUCCAUGGAGGACGUCAGCAAGCGCCUCUCGCUGCCCAUGGACAUCCGGCUGCCCCCCGAGUUCCUGCAGAAGCUGCAGAUGGAGAGCCUGGAGCUCCCCAAGCCCCUGAGCAGGAUGUCCCGGCGGGCUUCCCUCUCAGAUAUCGGCUUUGGGAAGCUGGAAACCUACGUUAAACUGGACAAACUGGGAGAGGGCACCUACGCCACGGUGUUCAAGGGCCGCAGCAAACUGACGGAAAACCUGGUGGCGCUGAAGGAAAUCCGCCUGGAGCACGAGGAGGGGGCUCCCUGCACGGCCAUCCGGGAAGUGUCGCUGCUGAAGAACCUCAAACACGCCAACAUCGUCACCCUGCACGACAUCAUCCACACCGAGCGCUCCCUCACCCUCGUCUUCGAGUACCUGGACAACGACCUCAAGCAGUACCUGGAGAACUGCGGGAACCUGAUGAGUGUGCACAACGUGAAGAUCUUCAUGUUCCAGCUGCUCCGUGGCCUGGCUUAUUGCCACGGCAGGAAAAUCCUGCACCGAGACCUCAAACCCCAGAACCUGCUCAUCAACGAGCGAGGGGAGCUCAAGCUGGCUGAUUUUGGAUUAGCCAGGGCCAAGUCGGUCCCCACAAAAACCUAUUCCAACGAGGUGGUGACACUCUGGUACCGGCCCCCCGACGUCCUGCUGGGAUCCACCGAGUAUUCCACGCCCAUCGACAUGUGGGGGGUCGGGUGCAUCCACUACGAGAUGGUGACGGGCCGGCCGAUGUUCCCCGGCUCCACGGUGAAGGAGGAGCUGCACCUCAUCUUCCGCCUGCUGGGAACCCCCACAGAGGACACCUGGCCUGGGAUAACGUCCAACGAGGAGUUCAAGGCUUACAACUUCACCCAGUACCGAGCCCAGCCACUGAUAAAUCACGCCCCAAGGCUGGACUUGGAAGGCAUCGACCUGCUGACAAAUCUCCUCCUGUACAGAGCCAAGGGCCGGAUCUCAGCCGAGGCAGCCCUGCAGCACCCCUACUUCAAGAGCCUGGGAGAGCGGGUGCACCUCCUGCCUGACAAUGCCUCCAUCUUCUCCCUGAAGGAGAUCCAGCUCCAGAAGGACCCCGGCCACCGAGGCUCAGCCUUCCAGCACUCAGCCCGCGGCAAGAACAGGAGGCAGAGCAUAUUUUAAACUCGGAUCUCGCGUUCCCCCGGUUGCCAUGGAGAUGGAAGCGCUGAGAAAGGAGCGGCUCCCACCCGACCCGACCCUCGGCAGAAUUCCCGGCUCCAGCAGGACCCAAACCCCUGGGAGCUGCCCUCGAUGGACCUGUGGCCUUGUCCCCCCCCCUUGUUUUGGUGUUGUCCCCACUGAGAGGUGCUCCAGGGAGGAGCUGCCGGCCCCUGCGCUGCCCCGGGAGGGUUUGGGGGCACGGGUGGGGAUUUGUGGGGUUUGGCCCAGGCAGGAGCUGCUGGAAAUGCACCUUUGCUCUGACAAGCUGCCCUGCACCCCCUGGAUUUUGGGAAGACCACGUUAGGACUGCUGGGCACAGCCUGGCCUGGCCCUGGGAGCACCUGGGGCACACCUGGGGCACAGCUGGGCACAGGAACCAGGGCAGCCCCCCCGUAUUUCACCUCUGCCUGCAGAACCCCCUUUCCCCUCCCUGUUUUGGUACCCGAAUCCAGCUGAGGGUGGAGCAGCCGGAAUUCCCAUCGCUCCCCCCGGCAUCUCCCAGUCCCUGUGCCCAAACUGGGAUGUCCUGAGCCCAGAGCAAGGCCUGGCAGGGCCGAGGGGGCCAUGCUGAGCCGGGCCGGGCGGGAACGGCCCCUCCCGGGCACGGAUGGAUGGAGG